AUGUACCACGUUCCCCGCGAUGCCGGCUCACCUCAAUACAGCUACAACAGCAGUUACCGGGAGAACAGAAGAUCGACCCCCAGCUACGCACUGAUACCGCACAAUUCCAAUCCCAAUCGCCGCCCAGUCCAGUAUGCCACUACCCGCUACCACAGCGAACCUGUCCGUUACCGCGCUGAGCCACGCUACAUUCGCUACCAUUCCGACCCACGUCUGUAUGGUGAUAGCCGCGACCAUAUUGAAUACCAGGAGCAACGAUAUGUUGUCCCACACAGCAGCAGCAACACUAGGAGGGACACACACACGCAGUACCGGACGUCGCAUACCGGUCGGAGCAGAGAGACAUAUGCCCCCGCGAGGUAUAGUCAGUACAACAACGGCCAGACACGAGCGUAUAAGUACCGGUCGAGGGAGGUUGUAGACCGGCCGAUUCCAGUCUGUGCGUGUGUUAUCAUGUAG
Molecule: messenger RNA, 459 nt
Organism: Morchella importuna
Lineage: Eukaryota; Fungi; Ascomycota; Pezizomycetes; Pezizales; Morchellaceae
Exons: 2
Coding region: 1-459 (152 amino acids)
Source: RefSeq, a predicted model, not a curated record